Molecule: messenger RNA, 2193 nt
Organism: Oncorhynchus keta (chum salmon)
Lineage: Eukaryota; Metazoa; Chordata; Actinopteri; Salmoniformes; Salmonidae
Product: epsin-2-like
Exons: 10
Coding region: 670-2100 (476 amino acids)
Biological process (GO): endocytosis
Cellular component (GO): plasma membrane; clathrin vesicle coat; endosome
Molecular function (GO): clathrin binding; phospholipid binding
Source: RefSeq, a predicted model, not a curated record
CAUCAGCGAGUCAAGCAGCUUUGGUCACACCCUUCCCCCGCCUACAUGUCCCCCCUCCCGGGACGAGAGAGGAGCUUUAUACCGCCCGCCAUGUUGACAAGAGCAAGAAGUCAGAGUCAGAGACGUGUAAAAGCGAACUAAACUACACAUUUACGGGAAGGGUUAGAAACAACAUUUAUCCAACAACCACAACAACAUUUAUCCAACAAACACAACAAACAAGUCAACUUUCCUGGUAUUUUUUUUUGUUUUGGAUAAUAGUGACUUCUUUGAUCGUGUUGGUUUGUAUAAUUCCUUGGAUAUUAAUUUACUCUGGAGAAUAACUCGGGGGGGAAAAGGACAUGGUGAUGGCGUGGCUGUGUGUGUGUCCAGCUCUGUGUUUGUGGAGAUGGUUCUAACAGGCUGUGGUCUGUGAGGACUGUGGAACACACUGCUGGCCCGCGGAGGCACCCUGAACACACACACACUCCGUGACACGGUGGCCACACACACACACACACUCAGUGACACGGUGACAACGCAUACACACACCCAGUGACACGGUGACACACACAGCGCUGCCGGUGCAGCGAGAACGGAUUCGGACACACAAACUGUUGACUGUGUGUCCCAGUCGUGGUAGCGUGUGUGUGUGUGUGUGUGUGUGUGUGUGUGACCACCACCACCACCAUGCCGAGCUCCACUAUCAGACGUUCUGUGAAGAACAUGGUGAACAACUACUCCGACGCGGAGAAGAAGGUCCGAGAGUCCACCUCCAACGACCCCUGGGGCCCCUCGUCCUCUCUGAUGUCAGAGGUGGCCGACCUGACCUACAACGUCGUGGCGUUCAGUGAGAUCAUGAGUAUGAUCUGGAGACGCCUCAACGACCACGGGAAGAACUGGAGACACGUGUACAAGGCUCUGACGCUGCUCGACUACCUGAUUAAGACGGGCUCAGAGCGUGUGGCUCUGCAGUGUAAAGAGAACAUCUUCGCCAUCCAGACUCUGAAGGACUUUCAGUACAUAGACAGAGACGGAAAAGACCAGGGAAUCAACGUCAGAGAGAAGAGCAAACAGCUGGUGGUCCUGCUGAAAGAUGAGGAGAGACUGAAAGGUGAGCGUUCCCAGGCUCUGAAGACGAAGGAGAGGAUGGCUCAGGUCACCACUACAGGGGCGGUGACACCGGGUCAGGGUUUUGGCCGAGGUUCGUCUCAACCCAACCUGUCGACCUCCUACAGCGAGGAGUACGGCAAGUCGGAGGGGUCACCUGCAUCUUACCACGGCUCCACGUCUCCGGUUCCAGGCUCAGAGUUGGAGCAGGCCCGCCCCCAGACCAGCGGAGAGGAGGAGCUACAGCUGCAGCUAGCCCUGGCCAUGAGCAGAGAGGCUGCAGAACAGGAGGACAGGAUGCGUCGGGGAGAUGACCUGAGACUCCAGAUGGCACUCGAGGAGAGUCGUAAAGGAAAAGCCCUGGGUGUCACCGGCUCUGGAAAACUAGCCAAGAAGAAGAGAGAGGCCCAGUCCUCUCUGUUAGAUCUGAUGGAUGUUCCAGAAUCGGACUCGGCCGACCCCUGGGGGGCGAGAGGAGGAGGAGGAGCUGCCGCCGCACCAGACCCCUGGCAGGCCUACGGUGCAGCCCCAAAGCCAGUGGCUCCAGUAGACCCCUGGGGGCCCCCGUCCUCCUCUGUUUCCCCCAUGAAGAGCAGUGAUCCCUGGGGAACCAACCCUGCUCCCGACCCCUGGGGUUCUGGAGGAACCUCCUACGCAGGUGAUCCUCUAGGUGAUGGUCGGGGUCUCUCCUCCCUGACUAGUGGUACCGGGGACCUGUUUGACCCUCUGUCCAACAGGAAGACCCCAGAGUCCUUCCUGGGUCCUAAUGCAGCAUUGGUCAACCUGGAUUCACUGGUCACCAAGCCUCCUCAGCCUGCUCCUAUUGUCAACCCCUUCCUCGCUGCCGCAGGAGCCGCCCCUGUAGCCGCCCCCAGGCCAACCCCUUCCAGAUGGGCCAGCCUAACCCCCUACCCUAAACCAGAUGAGGGUCAGCCCUAUGUCAGGCCUGAGUCUGGGAGGGGAGCAGGGUUCAGCAGCUUGUCCUCCAUGGUCGACCCUCUGCCCCCCUGACGGGCCACAUGGUGCCCGGGGUUGGAGGGAUGGGGGGUUUCCCGGCCUCUAUGCCUCUGACCCAGCCCCUCUUCGGCUCAGCUCUGCCCCCCA